Messenger RNA from Cadophora gregata, 3285 nucleotides. RefSeq lists its product as uncharacterized. Bases 1990 to 3285 code for a protein of 431 amino acids. Gene Ontology annotation, molecular function: peroxidase activity. NCBI's taxonomy places the organism in Eukaryota, Fungi, Ascomycota, Leotiomycetes, Helotiales, Ploettnerulaceae. The transcript is spliced from 6 exons. The record is from RefSeq and is a predicted model, not a curated record.
GACGGGAACAGGGAGAGAAGUGGUGGGGAAAAGAAAUGGAGCUUGAAUCCCUGCCGCUGCGUCGCCAGUGCGCUUCCAGCUAGUCCACCCUCCUCGUCUCCUCCCAGCACUCAAUGGAUCGAAUCGGCAUAAGCAUUGUCAUAGCCAUCACAACAAUGGGCCAAUACCUUCAGGCAACGACACGGGCAGGGCGAACAAUGGUAACACCAGAGGGCGUGAAUGAGUGAUCGUCGAUCCAUCGGUGUUAUUAAGACGACACGACAGCCUGCAAUAAAUUGCCACGGAACAACCCAGUAAGAAAAAUUGUCAUCACUGACCACAUCUCAUUGACCUUGACCUCAAGCACUUGGACAGUAUAUCCUCAUUUCCAGCUGUCUUUGCUUCUUAGUGUCAUUCGGUGCAGCCAAGUUCCAAACAUCCGGCCUAGCUUCAUUGAUGGCAAUACCAACCCCCAAGAGCAUCACGGGAGGAUGCUUGUGUCGAGGAGUGCGGUAUCAAGUCGUAUUUUCUCCAGAGCAUGACUGGAAAAGAGGGCCUCACUCUUGUCAGUGCACACAAUGCCGGAAGAACUGCGGCUCUCUGAUUUACAAUUUCCAUACUGUCAAGGCAUCUGAGAUAGAGUGGACGUCACAGUCGACAUACGCGGAGUACAACUCAUCUCCAGGGUGCUAUCGAUCAUUCUGCAGGAAAUGCGGCUCACCACUUGCCUGGUCAGACAGGAAGGUCAAUACAGACAUCGAACUGGCCGUGGGAACAAUAGACGAGGAGUUCUUAGUCGGAGCUCGAGAUUCGGAUGAUCGUCCCCUUGGAGCACAUGGCUUCGCCCUAGCCAAUCCAGAGGCUGACCACUUUCAUAUACGAAACGAGAUCUCUGGGGUUACAGAUGGAAUUUCAGCUGCAGGGACACGGUUCUGGCGGGGUAGCAAAGAGGGGCCUAUGACGAGUUCAGAGUAACAACACCCCAUCCCGCAUUUCUGGAUCAUGAAGAUCUUGCUCCUUGGCUCGCAGAGGCGGCUGGGCCUCAGAGCAAACACGAAGUCCUCCGGAUUGCCAAAUUAGGAUUUGAAUGUCAUCGUAUGUUUGCAUCAGAUCUGUUGAGGCAGAAGAAAUUUCUUGAUGUUUUGAAGGUUCUUGGUGGCGUCUUGGACAAUUCCUUCCUAACGCAGGUUCCUCGGCAUCUUUUCAUUUAAUGUUUCGAUUCUUGUCUUUUGCAUGUCUACAUUCCACGACCAACUUAAGAUUUUAUGGAUAGCAUAUCCCUUCAGCAUUCUUCCAAUCUUCAAGUCCUGUGCUUGUACGAUCUAUGAUAUCAUAGUCAUCUCGGCCUACCUGUACAACAUGACUGACUGCCCUGCUCUGCUUUGUCUCAGCCUGUGAAUUGAGAUGUUGUUGAGAUCCACUUUAACACCGAGGCUGCCGAGAAGCUUUGCCCCAUGGUUCCUUUUUCGUCGUUGGAUGUGGGGGAGAUCUCCGCAAAUUUAACCUUAUCCACAAUUGUUAAAUGCCAUCAGGCCCUGGUUGAAGCGCCGUUGCAACCAGAAAUUGUACCGAGGCUGCAACUUCGACGUCUCCACAAUCGCCUCUCGCUCGAAGCCAAUUCGAGGACCUUUCCUCUGGCUGCACCCUUCCGUCGAUCAUUGCCCAUCUGCCGUGCAUUAAGGUAAUGUCCUGGAUCCCGACCUUUUUCGGAGAAGUCAGACCAAUCAUCGAAUAUAUCGAACUUGCUGACCAUAACACCCAACCAUGAAUCUCCAGUUUUUCUCCAGUUUUACAAGGAACAGAAGUAUAGCAUCAGCUGAAUGAGACUAUGACAACUAGUUUUCGGUGCUCAGGGAGACAAGUGUAACCCACUUGGCGUCAUGGAGGUUAUCAACUCUCCGGCAGACCAUUUAAUAUGACGGGAGAUAUAUAUUAAGUACAAGAGUUCCCACAAAAUUUCUUAUUGACAAUCGACUUUCCACAAGAUCUCUACUUCACUCGCUUUUCAACAUGAGAUAUUCGACGGCCAUCGUUAGUGCUCUCGCCUUCUGUGCUUCCGAGGUAGUUGCUUUCCCAGCGGCCGCUAUUGAGUAUGCUGCUAGAGCAGAGCACGACGCCUUUGCUCGCAGAGAUAUCGAAGCCGCUAUUGCCAAACUCGAGUCACAGCGCCGUGCCCCAGGUUUCAACGCCCAACAGCAGUAUGUUUCCACCCAUGGCGAACACGCAUUUGUCGCACCCAAUGCCCCGAACACACUCAAUGGAGAUCAACGUGGACCAUGUCCAGGCUUGAACGCCAUGGCAAAUCACGGAUACCUCCCUCACAACGGUGUCGCAACUAUCCAACAGUUUAUCGAUGGUACCUAUGAUGUCUUUGGCAUGGGUAGAGAUCUUGGCGGUUUCCUCGCCAUCUACGGUGCUGUCGUCGAUGGCAACCUCCAAAAGUGGUCCAUCGGUGGCCCUACACCAGCCGUACCAAGCGCACUCGGGUUAUUGGGUACUCCAACCGGUAUCUCGGGAUCUCACAACAAGUACGAGGGCGAUGUUAGCCCAACUCGUCCAGAUCUCUACGAAUAUGGCAAUACCUACAAAGUAAUCAUCUCUCAAUUUCAAGAGCUGUUCGACCUCCAACCCAACGCCGCAACCGCCAACUACGACCUCAGCGUCCUCACCCCCUUCCGCGCCUCCCGCUUCCAGCAAUCCAUCGAGCGCAACCCCUACUUCUUCAACGGCCCCUUCUCAGGAAUCGCCGUUCAGCCCGCAGCAUACACAUUCAUCUACCGCUUCAUGGGCAACAAGUCAGCCGAGCACCCAGAGGGAGUCCUCAACCAGGAGGUUCUGAAGUCUUUCUUCGCAAUUACCGGUACGAGCGGUAACUUCCAGUGGACGGAAGGCUAUGAACGUAUCCCCGAGAACUGGUACAAGCGCGCCAUCGGCGACGAAUAUACCAUCCCCUUCUUCCUGACCGACCUCCUCGCUGCCGCCUUGGAGUACCCGCAAUUCUUGAACAUCGGAGGAAAUACCGGGAAGGUGAACACCUUCACCGGUGUCGACUUUGAGGAUUUGACUGGUGGUGUGUUCAACCUUGCUACGCUUGCGGAGGGUAAUAACCUCGCUUGCUUCGUGUUGCAGGGCGUGGUGCAGUUCUUGCCUGAUAGUUUGCUGGGUGCGGUUGGGGAUCUGGGUGCGCUUUUGGGACAGCUGAAUGGUGUGCUUGGUGGGGCGUUGAGUAAUUUGGCGUGUCCGAAGUUGGAUCAGGUUAAUAAGGAUCAGUUUGCGCAGUUUCCUGGUGCGAAGGGUGCGUAUUAG